GUUCAAUACCAAUACCAAUUUGCCAAUAUAUAACUUACAAUAUUAUUAUUUUUAGCUUUUAAGAGUUCAUGACACUUCUAUAAAUAGAAGAGUAGCUUACCCAUAAUUCCUUGCUUCUAUAUGGUGUUUUUUUCUCCACUUAUAGUAAUGGACAAAAGAUUGCAAAUGUUUUUGACCUCUUUUUUGCUCAUUUUAGUCUCCCAAGCAUCAGCUUUCGAUACUUGUCCUAAAUGUGGCAAUCUUGAAGUUCCUUACCCACUUAGCACAAAUGAAAACUGUGGGGAACCAAACUACAGGGUCUACUGCAACAAUGGCACUCUUCAAUUCUCUUCCUCUAGAGGGUUGUACUAUAACAUCCUCAGCAUAAACCCGAGUUCCAACAAGCUCAUCAUAAACCCUCCUAGGAUUCAGAAAACACAAUGUUUUACUUCUGAUUUCAUAACAGAAGGUUUUAGGAUUGACGAUAACUCACCCUUCAAUAUAUCUACUCAUAACACUGUCAUGUUGUUCAACUGCUCUAGUUCUAUUUUUCUGUCCCCUCUCAACUGUACCUCAAGCAGUUUUUGUAGGCUGUUUGAGGAUCAAAUGGAGGAGGGAAGUUCAUGUAAAGGUACACUUUGCUGCCAUUUCUUGAAAGAUUCAAGCAUGACUUCGCAUAGGAUCAAGGUUAGGGAUGGAGGGUGUACUGCUUAUACUUCUGCAGUGGAUGUUCAACCUGGACUUUCUUUGGAUCAAUGGAACUAUGGCAUUGAGAUACAGUGGUUGCUUCCUAACUGAGUUGGAUUCAAGGUAGCAGAACUGGCCAUAGUUCAUGCAAAGUAGUUGAUA
Molecule: messenger RNA, 828 nt
Organism: Ziziphus jujuba (common jujube)
Lineage: Eukaryota; Viridiplantae; Streptophyta; Magnoliopsida; Rosales; Rhamnaceae
Product: wall-associated receptor kinase-like 20
Exons: 1
Coding region: 121-777 (218 amino acids)
Molecular function (GO): polysaccharide binding
Source: RefSeq, a predicted model, not a curated record